Acanthoscelides obtectus is the source of this 1441-nucleotide messenger RNA. The record is from the annotation of a GenBank genome assembly. Lineage: Eukaryota; Metazoa; Arthropoda; Insecta; Coleoptera; Chrysomelidae.
CAAUAAUUAACUUUCUAUUUUACUUAAAACAGCCUAAUACAUUUAUUCCUUAUGUUUCUCAAGGCGCGCUACUGAUAUUCAUGAGGUGUGUUAUUAUCCAGUAUGAUAACUAGGUAUCUAACUUUUUCAAUAACAUCAAAAUAGUAUUCGAUACGAUAUGCAUGCGACUUUUUUCGUAUUUGUUUAAAGUAUCAACGCAGUUUUGCUAAGUGUAGUUCAAUCACAGACUGUAUAUAUACUUUUGUGAAGUGCGUAGCUUUCAGCGCUUAGUGAUUUUAUCAUAGUUAAAGUGCGUUGUUUAUGAGGAAGAGCUAUCGAUCUGUGAAAUUUAAUGGAAAUUAUGUAUCCACUUAAACCACUUGAAUGUAGAAAUAUAAACUGUAUGUAGUCGCCGGCAUGCGGUUUUCAAGUUAAGGCCAUUGUAAAAAUGCCGCAUUCCCCAUAAAAAUCGCAAUCCCCCGGUACCAGCCGAUCUUUUUCAUCCGCGACGCUGCACCUUCAUUAUCGCCAUCAACCGACCUGUAGCCGGUGUCGGUGAGAAGAUAAGCGCGGAUACUUUUCAAAAGUGCGAUUUUAUCUAAUCAGUUGACACGACAAACAAUGAACCUGAUUUUAUCUGGGAUGUUGUGUUCGGAUUUUCGUCAGGUCGUCGGGAAACGCUGCGGGAAGAUGAAGUUAGCCGCCAAAGAAAAUGUGCUUCGGGUCUCCUUGUUGGUAAUGAGCAUCUGCUUUGGGACCUUAUAUCCUGGACCAAGCCUAGAUCAUUCUGAUGAGUUGCCAAGAAGCACGAAACAGCUGUCUAGAUCAUUCUGAUGAGUUGCUUAAAAGCACGAGCCAGCUGUCCAUGUUUGGCAGUCUGUGGUCGGAUGGACAAAAGAUUUUGAGUAUAUCGCUGAUAGCUCUAGGAAUAGCUCACAUAGGAGAGCUGAAAUGGCCAAGGAGAUACACCGGUCUGAAUUUUAUAGAGCUGCCUACGUUUGUAAUCAUCCUGGGCGUUAUGAGUUUCAUUUUGGCUGUUGGAGGAUGUAUCUGUUCGAAAAGCUACAGUCGAAUAUUCUAUAGAUGGUUUCUGGUUACCUUAAUCCUGGUAUUGGUCUUGCACGUAUCGAUAUCUGUGAUGGCAUUCAAAACCAGAUCACCCGAAUUAAACCAGAAAGUAGAAAAUGCCUUAGUGACAAAUGAAGUGAUUUUUACAGAAAAUCACUACAAGUGUUGCGGGUUGCGUGGAGACGAGAUCGAAUGCAUCGAAAAAAAGAUCAAGUUAGGAUGUGCUCAAGAAAUCAUCGCAGCUUUAGACCAAGUUUUCUCACAAAUAGGACACGCUACAGCAUAUAUUGCGUCUUUUCAGGGUAUUAUAACAGCAUGUGUGAGUGCAAUCUUUUAUAUAAUACUUUUCAAUACCCGUUGCGUAUAAAAAUGGAAGAUGUGUAAUAAAUACUGC